AAUGAAGAUGAUGGUGGCGGUGAAAACAUUCCUGCUGCUGCUGCUGCUGCUCGUGGUAUCGUCACAAGUUCAGGGCGGCAAGAGGGACUGUGAGGCGGCUGGCGGGAGAUGUGUUCCCGCCAAAACCUGUGACGUCACACCUUCUCAACAUGGCUGCCGGGGGCAAGAUGACGUCUGCUGCAUCAACGCUCCAUCACGCAAGAACAGUGAAGUAAAGAAACAAAGGAAGAGGAAGCAACUGAAGAUAAAUAAGAACAAGAGAAUUAGCAAGAAAGCAUACCAGCUGAAGGAGCCCAAAGAUAAAGUGAGGAAGCUGAGAGCUGGUCGCCAGGACACCAGAGAUGAAGGUGACGACAAAUACGGAGGAGGAGGCAACACUUGCGAGGAUACGGGCGGACAGUGUCACCCCAAGAAAUACAAGUGUAAGAAGAUUAAAGCCAAGGGAUGCGCAAGAGGAGAAAAAUGCUGUAAAGGAACGCAAGGUGGGCCGGCACAUCAUGGUGGUAUGGUCGGUCCCCGGGGUCCCCCAGGCAUACCUGGAGUUGACGGACAACCAGGACAACCAGGUCCUCCAGGUCCUCCCGCAAAAGAUGGAGCGCCUGGAAAAGAUGGUGCUCCCGGUAAAGAUGGUGUUCCCGGCAUGACCGGUGCUACAGGCAAAGAUGGGUCUCCUGGAGUGGCCGGUCCUCCAGGUAAGGAUGGCGCUCCUGGAAAGGACGGUCCUCCAGGAAUGGACGGUAUGGCAGGCAAGGACGGUCAUCCAGGCAAUGACGGUACUAACGGCACAAACGGUGCACCCGGUAAGGACGGUCAUCCAGGCAUGCGUGGUCAUGCAGGCCAUGAUGGUGCACCAGGUAAGGACGGUAUUCCAGGCAGAAACGGUACAAACGGCAAUGACGGUACACCAGGGAAGGACGGUACUCCCGGCAAGGACGGCGCUCCUGGACAAAAGGGAGAGCAAGGAUAUCCAGGUACCCCAGGUGCCGAUGGUAAAAACGGUACUGAUGGAACGCCAGGUCGUAAUGGUGCUGAUGGUUAUCCAGGACCUCCAGGACCUCCAGGACCUAAAGGUUCAGUAGGACCUGCUGGGAGACCAGGAUCUAAAGGACUACGAGGACCCUUGGGGCCUCGGGGGCCUCAAGGACCCAGAGGUCAUGAAGGACCUGCAGGCGCAAAUGGAACAAAAGGAGCUACUGGAGAUAUAGGACCAAAAGGAGCUUCUGGAGAUCCAGGUCCACAGGGAGCUAAAGGAGAUACAGGAAGUCAAGGUCCGCCAGGUGUUCCAGGCAAAGAUGGAGUUAAUGGUACUCAAGGUCCUGUAGGACCCAAGGGAGAGCCUGGAAACAAUGGGUCAGCAAACAAUGGAAAUCACGGAGGCGCUGGAUCAGGAAAUCAUGGACAAGAAGGAGGCGCUGGAUUAGGAAAUCAUGGACAAGAAGGAGGCGCUGGAUCAGGAAAUCAUGGACAAGAAGGAGGCGCUGGAUUAGGAAAUCAUGGACAAGAAGGAGGCGCUGGAUUAGGAAAUCAUGGACAAGGAGGCGCUGGAUUAGGAAAUCAUGGACAAGAAGGAGGCGCUGGAUUAGGAAAUCAUGGACAAGGAGGCGCUGGAUUAGGAAAUCAUGGACAAGAAGGAGGCGCUGGAUUAGGAAUCAUGGACAAGAAGGAGGCGCUGGAUCACUAAAGAAUGGACAAGAAGGAGGCGCUGGAUCAGUAAACAAUGGAUAAACAAUGGACACGAAGGAGGCGCUUUAUCAGGAAACAAUGACAACCAAGGAGGCGCUUUAUCAAGAAACAAUGGACACCAAGAAGGACCAGUAAUAGUGUAAAGUUUGCCUAUGAGGUGCCGUUUUGGUUUUCCCAACGGCACGUCGUUGGUGUACUUUUCCCUAUGAACGUCAGCGAUGGCGUCCUCUCACUAAAAUAUCCCGGGAAACGACUCGAGUGUUUAGCCCAAAAGUUAGUUCUAGUUAUUUGUUUUCUCUCUCAAUAUUGUUCAAUGACUAUUCAAAGAUUAUAAGUAUAUUGUAUUUCAAAUAUUGUAAAUGAUUUUAAUAAAGAUUGCAUAUUCA
This is a messenger RNA of Procambarus clarkii (red swamp crayfish), 2069 nucleotides long. The record is from RefSeq and is a predicted model, not a curated record. NCBI's taxonomy places the organism in Eukaryota, Metazoa, Arthropoda, Malacostraca, Decapoda, Cambaridae.